This is a messenger RNA of Racocetra persica, 662 nucleotides long. NCBI's taxonomy places the organism in Eukaryota, Fungi, Glomeromycota, Glomeromycetes, Diversisporales, Gigasporaceae. The record is from the annotation of a GenBank genome assembly.
AGUUUUCUGAAAAACAGAAAACUAAGGUUUUUUCGUCAUCACAACAACGAUUUAAAUAUGUGCAAACGUUUGUAUUAGAUACAGAAACUUGGUUGACCACGUAUUUAACAAAAGAUUGUCUAAGGAUUAUAGAGGAAUGCGUGAAGACUGAGGUGCCAAUGUUUGAAAAUAAGGAUGACGUUGAAAAGUUUUUAAAAAAAAUUCAAGCAGAAUUUCGAGAAUUUUGGUAUUCUUUAAUCAAUUCUAUGAUGAAAUUUGUUUCUCCAAUAAACCCAUACCCGAUAAAUCCACAAGAUCCGCCACCACCGAUAAUUUCUCUAAUCAUGUCUCGCAUGCUAUUAGAUUUCGGCGAAAUUAUCGUUACACAAGUUUACACAUCUUUUUCUGAUAGACUAUAUACUCCCCGAGAUAAUAAAAAUAAAUUUUCGAUUGAUAUUUAUGGUGGUUAUGGAGAACGUCACGCUAUCUCUAAAGAGCUGACACAAGAUGUUAGAGAAAUUGUUGGUGCAUGUAAAGAUAUUGCCCAGAGAAUUUUGGAACGAUAUGUGGAGAUUGUUGGGAAUCGAAUUUCUAUGGGCAUUCGCAGCCUUUAUACAAUGAAAUCAAUCUCUACAAAUCUAACUGAUGUGUCAUCACAACCAAUGGGUGUUUCAAAAAUAUGG